Esox lucius (northern pike) is the source of this 562-nucleotide messenger RNA. RefSeq names its product cytochrome c oxidase subunit 6A, mitochondrial. The record is from RefSeq and is marked provisional. Lineage: Eukaryota; Metazoa; Chordata; Actinopteri; Esociformes; Esocidae. Gene Ontology annotation, molecular function: enzyme regulator activity. Gene Ontology annotation, biological process: mitochondrial electron transport, cytochrome c to oxygen. Gene Ontology annotation, cellular component: mitochondrial inner membrane.
AAUCAGAAAGGAGACAGCUAAAAUGGUUGUGUUCGGAAGAAUUUCUCAAGCCCUUUUGCGGUCUUCAUUGAGUCAGAGCCGUCAACUCUCUGUCUCAGCAGCCCAUGGUCAUGGAGAGAAAGCAGCCAGAACAUGGAAGAUCCUGUCCUUUGUGGUGGCUCUCCCAGGGGUUGCAGUGUGCAUGUUAAACAUGUACCUGAAGAUGCAUGAGCAUGCUGCACAUCAUGUGGAGCCUGAGUUUGUUCCCUAUAGUCACCUCCGCAUUCGCAGCAAGCGUUUCCCUUGGGGUGAUGGCAACAAGAGCCUGUUCCACAACCCUGAAGUUAAUCCCCUUCCCGAUGGUUAUGAGGGUCGCUAGGAGUGAUCUCCCUCCAGACCACCCCAAACGCUGGAACCAGAGUCCUCCCUGCAUUCAUUACUCUGUUACCGGACCACACUCUACAACAGUUUACUCUAUUCAAUUGUUUACCUCUGUGUUUGCCACAAGGGACCUUACAUGUUAUGCACGUUUUGCUGGACCAUUUAAGUUGGAUUUAACUUGAAUAAAUCACUUGGAGAUUCA